Messenger RNA from Schizosaccharomyces cryophilus OY26, 997 nucleotides. RefSeq names its product prefoldin subunit 1. The record is from RefSeq and is a predicted model, not a curated record. The transcript has 4 exons. Gene Ontology annotation, molecular function: protein folding chaperone. The coding region runs from base 186 to 524 and encodes 112 amino acids. Gene Ontology annotation, cellular component: cytoplasm; prefoldin complex. Gene Ontology annotation, biological process: protein folding. Lineage: Eukaryota; Fungi; Ascomycota; Schizosaccharomycetes; Schizosaccharomycetales; Schizosaccharomycetaceae.
CAACAAGUACGGUGCUUGUCUGCUAGUUCCUUCUACCAUAAACAAACCCAGAGGGAGCAUUUGAGAUCGUUUUAACCGGUUUUCUUAGAUUCUUGUUUAUUUCUGAUUUUCUUUUCUGUUCCGAAAAAACCAAUUUUCCAAUUUCACCUUCUAUAAUAAAACUCUGAAUUUUACUGCUUUCAACUAUGGAACAGCUGGCAACUCAGAUUCAAGAGAAGGCCAUAGAUUCGCAACAACAAUUGCGAUCGAUUUUAUUGCAAGUAACGGCUAAAGAACGCUCUUGUAGAAUCAAGGAAUUGGCAAAGAAAGAAUUAGAUGUCGUUGGAAAAGAUGCUGCCGUCUACGGCGGUGUUGGAAAAAUGUUUAUUCGUACGGAUCUGGAUUCGGUUCGUAAAACCAUAGAUGCAGAAAUUAGCAGUUUACAACAAGAACUUGACGCUUUACGAAAGAAGAAAGACUAUCACGAAACUACUGCAGUGAAUGCCAAUUCUCAUUUACAAAAAAUAAAAGAAUCUGUCCGUUAAUAUUUUCUAUGUUGUUCCUUGUGUUUGUGCUUUGCGAUUUCUCUUCGACUUAAUAAAUUACUUUCGCGUCGCGUCGUGUCGCGUCAUGCCGAAACAAACUUUGUGACUGUUUCUUUCAUCAAUACAAAAACGUUCAAAUUAGUUCUACUAGCUCUAAGAAUUUUUGGAACAGAAGUAAAUAGAUUGGUUAAUAUUUUGUAACUGAAUGUACUUACACAUUGCAAUGAAAUGAGUUUGAAAGAAAAUAUCAUAUUGAAAGCGCUGAUAAGCCGUGAAAGACAUUUUAAUGCUGAAUUUUGCAAUCUUGUGUAAAUUUACUACUCCGUUUAGACAAAUAAAACAUCCUACUGAAAGCCAGAUUGAUAUCGACAAGCAUCCUGUAUUCAUUAUACAAACAUGUACAUACAAAUAAAAAUAAAAUCACAAAUAUAAAGUAAAAAGAUAAAACCACCGCAUUGUAUAUAACGAUUUCC